Drosophila eugracilis is the source of this 2826-nucleotide messenger RNA. RefSeq names its product protein spaetzle 3 (gene spz3). Gene Ontology annotation, molecular function: growth factor activity; Toll binding. The record is from RefSeq and is a predicted model, not a curated record. The transcript has 5 exons. Gene Ontology annotation, cellular component: extracellular region. Lineage: Eukaryota; Metazoa; Arthropoda; Insecta; Diptera; Drosophilidae. Gene Ontology annotation, biological process: central nervous system formation; innate immune response; regulation of Toll signaling pathway. The coding region runs from base 641 to 2497 and encodes 618 amino acids.
UUUGCCAUUCAGCAGAAACCGAAAAACGAAAGAUAAAAACGCAGCUCAGUUCGCCGAGUGCUCGCUCUUAGCCAGAUUCAGAGAUUGAGGGAGCUGAGCGCAAUGUUUCAAGUUGCGGAGAUUUUGAGAUUUCGAGAGUUGAAACAUUUUCCACCCAUUAAGUUUUUUUUUUAAGGCGCACACCGAGAACGGCUCAGUCUCGAUUGUCAGCUUGUCGUGAAUGGUUUUUUAGCACACACGCGGACCGGGGACCGGAGCUAAAAGUUCGCGCUUAAGUUAUUUAAUAACAACAACAUCGUUUGCACAUACCUCAAUAUCGCCAUAUAUACAUAUAUUUCUAUAUAUAUAUAUAUAUAUACGACAUAACCCGCCGACCGACGUGUGUGUGUGUUGAUAUUCUGUGUUUGCCAGUGUGUUUUUGCCAUUGUUGCCAGGGGUGGGAAGUGGGAAGUGGGAGCUGAUCUGACUGAUUUGUUAUUUUUGCAUAAAUCAAUUUCGAGAGCGCGCGCCAUCAAUUUCCGUGCGCUGAUUCUGUUCUAGAUGAUGUCGCAUGCGCGGCCGGAUCGAGUUCGUGGCCUAAGUCUUUCGUUUGUGUAUUGAGAGGGCAAGCAUAUUUCGCAAAUAUUCCGCACCACCUUCCAUGGCUCUGACGAAUUUCUCGCUGCCCUUCGGUGCCCUGGGUCAGCCGUGGGGAGUCACCCUCGCACCCCUGCAUCCGAUCCACCAGCUGGCCAGCAAUACCAAUAAUCUGCUCUACUCACCGGCGGAUCACCAGCAACAGACUCCGGCAGAGGCAGCUGCCGACCCCGAGUACUUUAAGAACAAUCCCUAUGGGCCACCCCAAUCGGGAGGCUAUCAAUAUCAAAAUACAGCUGGACGCCGUAAGCAGAGUAAUGCCUAUUUACCGCCAACGGCUCCGAAUGCGGUCCGAAAUUCCGUAUACCACAUUCAGCAGGUGCAGCAAACGCAACAGCAACAGCACCAGCAGCAGCAGCAUCAUCACCAGCAGCAACAGGAAAAUGAGAACAGCGUGUCCUUCCAGAGCUCCAGUUCCAGUUCGAGGUCGAGCAGCAGCACGGGCCAAAGUUCCAUUCAGCUGACACAGACGCAUGCGAGUGGCCGGGGUCCAGCAGAGGGUUCGUACAGCCGAUAUCCCGGACAGCAAGCCCAACCGCCGCAGCAGCAACCACAACAACAACAAAAGCAAUAUUUCAAUGCCCAUGGCAGUGCCAGUGCCACUUUUACUAAGAACAGCGGCAGUUUUAGUAUUACCAGCUUUGGCAGCAGGCAGCAACAGCCGCAGCAGAUCCCGUCUCAACAGCCAACACAGCCGCAACAACCACCUCCAUCGCAGCAGCAGCAGGCACCACCACCCCCAAGGUCCAGGGCCUCCAAGCCGGAGGCUCAACCUGCCCAGACCUACGGAGUUGCUCCGCAGGAUAAUUACCCGGAACGAGCCCCGGGCUUUACAAGGGUUCAAGCUGGACAGGGGUCCCGGACUCAGGUGCACGCUGUGCUAGACUAUGAUGUGGAGGAGGGCGAAGAGGAUGAAGAGGAGGAGGGUGAGGAGGAAGGACAGUACUACGAAGGACAAGGGAAAGAUAAGCCGAAUAACAAUCAGAUGCCCACGGUGACGCCCAUCCAGGGACCGAUCUACUUGAAGAACGGGACGGUGCCAGUGGUGCCGCUCUUCUCCUAUCCGAAACUCAACAACGGAUCGUUCCUACAGAUUCCGAUCUGGUGGACGGCUUUGUCGGUGGCUUUGGGACUGGAUGUGCGGGGCGAUGUCAUCAAGGGAGUGCCAUGCAUCAAGCGAUAUCAUCAGCUGUUCUGCCCGACGGCCGGCAACAGUUAUCCCAUUGACAAGAUCGAACGUUUCAUAGACGACAACAAGGCUCUGAUGCGACGGAUGUAUGGAGACUUUGAGAUGAACAUGGAGGGUCCUGGCGGAGGAGGCGGACGCCAGCAGGCCAAGGUACGAAAGCGUCGUUUCAUAGACGAGCCGGAUAUAUUCAUACCGCCAGGAGCAUUUGCUGCCAAUGCUGGCGAGACCGUCGAAGCCGGAGAUAGUUAUUUUGGCCAACUGCGGAAUAAGCGCCAGGCUGCCGCCGGAGGAAGUCGAAAUAGAGGCGGAUCUGCUGGCGGUAGUAGCAAUGGGAAACCUAAUGCCAAUAGGCCACCGGGAAAUGGAAAUAGUAAUUCGGGAACUGGAAGACUUGAUGCCUGCGAGUCGAAGAUAGAAAUUGUCACACCCUAUUGGGCAUCGAACUCGGCGGGAAAGAUCAGGGCCAUUGUGAAUACCCAACAUUUCGAACAGGCCAUCCAUCAAGAGGUCUGCAGUAAUACCCAAACUCCGAGAUGCGAGGGCGAAUGUGGAUGCGAGCAGAAGUACAAAUGGCAUCGCCUGCUGGCCUAUGAUCCCGACAACGAUUGCAAGGGCAUUUUUAUGGAUUGGUUCCUGUUUCCUUCGUGCUGUGUCUGUAGAUGUAAUCCCUAGAUCACCUGACUCUGAGCAAAUAAUAAUAAAAUACGAUUGAUAAAUGUAAUUGAGACAAGUAAUUGUAGGUAGAAUGCCACUGAAUGUAUUUUAGUUGUUGUUAAGUAGACCUUACGUAAGCCCUAAUCGGUAGCUCUAGUUAAGAUCGCUUCCACAUAUAGUUAAGGUGUUAUACGAGCCAUAUGUAUAUCUCUCCACUUUCCCUCCUUCUUCCCCUUCCAUCGACAUGCGAUUAAACUCAACCUCCAUUUUUUUGUUGUACGGUAAUUGUAAACGUAAUUGUAAAACGAUUCAAGUGAAUAAAGUCUAUGCAAAUAUUAUAUACGAAA